AUGGAAAAAGCUUUAGAUCUAUUAUACUCAGAUGCAAGUAAUGAAGAAGUUCAGUCUUUUUGCCUGAUGAAUGCUGAUGAUCUCCAAUUUCAAGACAAUUUACAUCUAAAUUUGUUUCAUCAUCUUGCUAUUGCUAAUAGAGCCUCCUUAAUCCCAUAUCUACAAUAGUUAAAAAUCCUAAUUUAAAAAAAUUAAAUUAUCAGCAAGCAAGUAAGAUAUCUUAUAUAAAUAUUUUUUAGAAAUAAUUAUUAAUAAUAAAACUAAUGGUGAUUUAAUUAAAUUUUCAUUUUAGAUAUUUUGCACCCUAACUUAAUUUAAUUAAUUACAUUUUUGUUUUAAAGUUUUUGAAAUCUGAAAUAUUUAAAUACUAAAUUAAUCCUUUAAAGGUAAUUUCUAUAUUUUUUAAAACAAUUUAAUCCAUCAAAAUUAAGGGGAAAAAAAGACAUCUUAAAAUUCGCGGAGAGAAUCAGUGCCUCAACUAUUACCUAAAUUUAAUUCCGUGCUGAUCACUCAGCAAGACCUUUCUGGGAAAACACCAGCCCAUUUUUUAGCAGAAAAAGGCUUUUAUGAAAUUUUAGACAAUGUUUUGCAGAGGAAUCAAAAUAUCAUUAGCAUUACUGAUGACAGUGGCCGAACAAUAUGGCACUCCUGCUUCCGAUAUCCCAAAAUUAUAGAUAUACAAAAAAUUAUGAUGAAAUAUGGCGGGAAAACCGAUUUUUCGAUAAAAAAUAAAUUUGGUGUUAGUUUAAAAGAUAUAUGGAAAACAUUUUAUAAAGAAUUUCAAGGCUUGAUAUGGAAUAAUGCUCUAAAAGGUAAAAUGGAACUUUUAAUUGAUACAAGAAAUUGGUUUUUAGAUAUGCUAGAUGAGAAUAUAGAAAUUAUGAAGGAAAUAAAGCAUAGCUUAUUAGCUGAAAUAGCAUUAAAUGCUGAUAUUGAGUUAUUUGAAAAAUAUAUUGAAAUUUCCAAUGUUCCUUUAGAUUUUACUGAUGCGAGUGGCAGAUGCAUUUUAAUGCAUAUUUUGUCUUCUAGUCAAAGAGAUAUUUACCAAAGAAUUAGUCUUCUCUUAAAGCGCAAAAAUUCUUUUUCUAUUUGCGAUUAUGAGGCUUCAACUCCUUUGCAUUUUUUAAUAAAAAACCAAAAUAUCAAAAUUUCAGAAAAAUUAGAAAUUAUGGAUUUAUUCGAUAUUUAUAAUGCUGAAAAGCUCAAAUUGAUGCUAUAGUGGUUGCCCGAUAAUAGCGCUCAAUGCGCCAUCAUUGGGCAACACCAGAAAGGGCUUCACACGGGAAAUGGGUUCCACGUGUGGAGCCCUUUUUGGCGCGUGGAAGUGAGGAUUCUCCACGUGUCAAAAAGGGGCUCCAUAUGUGGAACCCAUUUCCCGUGUGGAGCCCUUUUCGGAGUUGCCCGAUGAUGGCGCAUUGAGCGCCAUCAUCGGGCAACCUCUAUAAAAAUUGUUGAUUUUUCAGGAGAUUGUGCGCUUACUCUUGCAAUAAAAUUAAAAGACGUCAGGUUUACUAAAACGGUUAUUGCUUUUUACAGAAAAUUAUACGGAUCUGUUGAUAUGUUUCCUAAGCAUGGCUUGCCAUAUUUUUUCAGAGAUAAUGAUUGAACUCCGUAUUUUUAUAAAGAUGAUGAUUUCAAUCAAAUUUACAAGGAUUGUAAGCUUUUACCUUUUAGAAAUAGAAUAGAUAAUAGUUCAAUUUUUAAGAACUUGAGAUGAAAAUUUCCUACUCAUCCACUUGAGAUAGCUAUUGAAGUAAAUUCUGAAGAAAUCUUUGAUUUUUUAUUAGAAAAAGGAUUUCGAGUAAAUUCAUUUGGGAGAAAAGGACAAAUGAUUUUAGAAGACGCAAUUAAAUCUAAUAAUGUAGGGAUUAUUAAAUCUGCAAUUAGCAGAGGAAUAUUGCAUUUUUAUUAUGCAGAAAAGGAUGGAGAGGAAGGGAAAAAAACAUUUGCUUAUUAUGAUAAUGAGUCUGAGUCUAGAUAUUCUGGCAUAAAGUCUUGGCUUUUUAAUAUUUCCAGAACAACAGACCAAAAAAUAGCAGAAAUGCUGGCUAAUUCUUUCAUUUUAUCAAUAAAUGAGCCUGCAGCAAAUUGCAUUGGAUCCCUGGAUAAAAUUGAAGAUUGAUUAAGUAAAGCAAUUAAAAUUAAAAGCAAAAAAAAACUAAAUAUUAUUGCUAAACUUGUAAAAAACGGCACCAUUGCCUUAUUGCUAGAUCAUUUAGAUCCGAUUAUUAGUAAAGACUCAUUUGAAAAAAUUUUGAUUUAUAAUUACUUGUUUAGAUCAAUUUAUUAUGGAAACUUUAAAGCAUUUGAAAAAAUAAUUAUUAGAGCGACAAAUCUCGAUAUAAAUAUCAAUGUAAACUUUAUUUUCAGUAAUGAUUUAUGAGAUUUAAUGAAAAGUUCUAAUGUAUGAGAUUUUCUUGAAAAUAAAAGCUUCGCUAAUCGCUGCAUAGCUGCUUUAAUUAUUUCACCUAGUCCUAACAAAGAAAUCGCUGAGUUAUUGAUGAAAAUGAAUAUCCAAUGAGAAGGGGAAUUCCCGCUUCAGCAGGUUUAUACUUUUUUACACCCUAAUGAUAUAUAUAAAGAUAAAUUUUUGAAAAAUAAGGGGAAUCGCAUGGAAAAACUUUGCGAAAUAAUCAGAGUAAUCGUUUGCAAUAUUUGUGAAAUUAAUGCCCCAAAUCUCCCUAAUUUUGAUUUUUAUGGAGCUAUUAAUUUGGCAAUUUACCUUGACAAUAUGGAGCUCUUUUCUUACAUUUUUGAAAUUUCUUAUAACAAUUUAAUCUCAAGAGAAUAUCUUAAAAGUCAAGAUAUAUAUGAAAGCUGACUUCAAUUUAUACUUAAGCAUAAUUUAGUGAACAUUCUAGAAAAGAUGCUUGAACUUAUUAUUAAAACCCCUUUUGAUUUAUAUUUAAAUGAGAGAUUUCUUUCUGAUGAAAACAUUUUGACUAUUUUACUGAAAUAUCUAGAUUUACUCCAUUUUAUAAAAUAAGCACUCUUAAAGAUAAGCCAAAUUCCUUAUUUUCUUAUCAAAUAAUGCUUUAACUGCCAUAAUUCAAAUAUUAUAUAAAUAAAAUAUUAUAAACCGCUUAGGGUGAAACAUAGAUUUUAACAAUUUUCUUAUCGAAAAAUUCAGCUUACAAGGGCCUAUGAAAAUUCUUCAUAUUUUGAGAAGAAUAGAAAAAUGCACCCGAAAAAGCCUCCCAUUUGUUCAUUUAUUAUGUGAUGAUGAAAUUUAUUUACCGUUAAUUCAAAAAAUCUUCGAAAAACAAUCCCCAAGAGUUAAUUGAGCUGAAGAAAAAUCAAAUCCAUUAUUGAAAGCAUGCAAAUAUGCACAGGUUAAUAUUGUGAGUUUAUUAUUAAAACAAAUGCCUAGCAUGCCUUCAAACAUUCUUGCUAGCGCAAUAAAUAAGGUUUCUUUGUUUGGGUUUAAUCAUAGGCAUCCAGUUAAAAUUGAUAUAUGAAAAUAUGAUGGGGAAGAAUUAUACAAUUUUAAAUAAAUCUGCAUUAUUAUACAAAAUAUAAAGGAAAUAUAUGUUUUACAAUAUUUAUGAGAUUUAUAUAAAUUUAUAUAUUAAAUAGGCAAGCAAUUAUUAAAAUAUUAGUAAAUUAUUCCAUUGAAAAUGGAUUAAUCGAUAGAUCCCGGCCAAAAUUUUUAGAAUCUCGAAUAUAUAAUGGCGUUUUACUUUCUGCCUCUACCACUAUGAAUGCAAAUACCGUCGAAUUUCUGAUUGAAAAAGGCUUUCAUCCUAAUGAUUAUUUUGAUGCACAGGUGGAUUGGAAUUUAAAGAUAAAGAAAUCUUUUCCAAAAGAAAAAAUAUAUAGGCAACAUCCUAUAAAAGAAUGUCUUCUGCACAACAUUUACGAAGAUACAGCGAUUACACUUAUAAAACAUCUCAAUCUUAAUGAGCUUGAUUCAGAUUUACUUCAAAAUUGUUUAUAUAUAGCAAGCAAAAGACUUUGGUGGGAUGCAUUUUCUUAUCUUUUAGUCAAUAUUAAAAAUUCAAGCUACUGAAGAACGACUAUAUGAAAUAUUAUUAAGGGUAACCAAAAAAAGUACUUAAAGAAAUUUAUUGAGUUAAGAAAAGAACAAAUUAUGAAACAGCAUAUGAACAGUAAAAAUUGAUGAAAUUUUAUAUGACCCUAUAAUUGAAAAAAAGCAAAGAUCGCUAAAAUGCUGAUUUUGAAUAAAAAUAUUUUUAGUAUAAAAUCUUCAGUAAGAAUUUAUAAUGCACUAGAAAGAAAAGAGAUAACACCAACGACUCUAAAUAUAGCUGCGUUUAAAGGUAAUUACCAAAUGAUUUUUAGCUCUCUUGAAGAUUUCAUGAAGGUUGAUUCCAAAGCGGUUCUUAGAGAGAACAAGCUUCAAAUUGAGAAGUAUAUUGAAGCUUUAAGCAGCAAUGAAAAGUGUAUAUACCAGACUGCAGCUUUUUAUGCAUUACUUGGGGUUUCUUUCAAACCUGAAUAUUUAAGAAUGCCAUUGCCUAACUUCUUACCAUCUCAAAUUCAAGAAGCAAAAAAAAUUCCUUACAAAAUCCUCAUCCAGCAUGUAGAAGGUCUCAAGAAAAAUCUUUCAAAAACAUUAAAAAAUUUACUAUACAAUUAUAUUGAGCCAAAUCUUGAUGCAUUGAUAAUUGGUGCUUUUUAUGGCAGCAAAACAGUAAUUUCUUAUAUAAAAGCACAUCCAAGCCAAAUUAUAGAAAAUUCAGUAAAUAUUUUUAUUGCUGCAAUAAAUGGGUUUAUUUAUCAAUUUUCUCCAAACUUUAAUUCGUUCUAUGGAACAUCAUCAAAUAUUAUGAUAACGAGGCAUUCACAAUAUAAGCGAAAAGACAAAAAGAUUCAUCAUGAAUUUUUAAUUUUCAUUGUGGAGAAUUUAUUAGCUAAAAAUAUUGAUCCUACACCUAUAAAUAAAAUAAAGAUCCUACAUGUGCUCUAUAUCUGUUUACAUUUUGAACUUUUAACGGUAGCUGUACUCAUGUACAGUAAAAUAUAUGACUUGGGUGUAACUUCUAUAAUAUUUGGAGGAAUUUUAUCAGAGUGCGCUAGAAAUGGUUAUAUAGCAGAUGUAAAAAGACUAUUGAGUAUGGAAAUUAAUCCAAAUCUAUCUGUUGCUAUUCCAUCUUGGGAGCUUUUACCUAGAUAUGAAGAUUAUAAUACUGGGGAUGAUGAAAAAUUGAGAAUAUGGGAAAUUGAUACAUCUUAAUCUUAACUAGCAGGUGGGCUACCACAUAUUGAUUAUGCUGUCACCAAGCAUCCUCUGGCGGAUUCAUUGUAUCUGAGACAUCUCUUCAAAUGCUUGAACGAUUGAAAUGACUUCAUUGGCAAGCUUUACCAAUCUUGCUAUUUCUUCAAUUCAUAUUGCUAUGGAUACCUCAAAGUAUCACAUGGUUCGAGAGCAAUCCUCUUGGGACUUCUGCUGUACUGUAUUGGAUGAAUGGAAAGUAACUUAAUCCAAAGAAGGGAACCCUGAAAUAUAGAGGGUGUCUAAGUCUCUUCCCUCAAAAGCUAUAAGAAAAACUAAUUUCUGUGGUCCGGACCAAUAGCUCAUGAUUUCUAAGAGAGGAUGACAUUGAUUCUAAUUUCUAACCAUAAGAACUAAGUCAAACUUAGCCCAGUUCGUCUUGGCCAUAAAGUAGAAAAAAUUGCAUAGAGUUUAGGUGCGUCUAAGGUGUCGCCAUUUUAUGUAUUAAGAAUUGAUACAUGAAAUGAUUGCCAAGUGGCAGCUUAUCCUUCAGCACUGCAUUGGGCUGCAGAAAAUAGAAAUGAAAAGCUUGUUGAUCUUUUGCUUUGCUAUGGAAGUAAUAUAUAUAUGCAAGCACCUUUGAAGUUUAUUAAAAGUGAAAUAAAGGAUGAGUUUCUAGUUACCGCUUCAGAUCUCGCAAGGCUAAACCAGUUUGGUUCUAUAUACCACAAAAUUAUUAAAAACUCUAAUGAUUAUGUAAAAAUCAGCAAAAGAUAUAAAUAUCCAAGCGAAUUUAGAAAAUACUUUAAUAUUGAUCGGCAAGCUAUUCCGAAUUGGCUUUUGAGAUUACUUACUAUGCUUAACAGUAAUUUUAUCAAUAUAUGCCAUUUGUUUAAAUAUAUAAAAGGGAAAUAGGUUGUAUUUAUUAGAAAUAGUUAGCGCGAUUUGGACAGGCAAUAAUGAACUACUUAUAAAAAUUCUGAGUUUAGGGAAUAGUAGUAUGAACAUCCAUAACAUAAUAUAUAAUUUUGAAAAUAAGACACAACAAAAUGGAAAGAUAGUUGAUGAAAUGUAUAAGGGAUCUGUAGUAUUGAAUAAUCUAUAUGGUGUCAGGAUUCUAAAAGCGUGUAAGUUUAUUCCUCCUUAUGAAUGCUUAAAAUUUUCAGCUGAGCUAGGAAGAGAUGAAAUUACUAUUGAACUUCUUGAAAUUUUUGGAAUAAGUAUAAGUAAAUAGAAUAAAUAAAAGCAUUUAUGCUGAUAGCAAUUAUCCUAUUUAUUAUAUAAAAUAGAAGAACUGCUACAGCAGGCAUUUUUUAUUUUUUAUAAUUAGGUAUAAUUUGCUAUUAAAAGAAAAGUAUGAGCAAUCUUGUCAAAAUUAUGAAAAAGAUUUCAAUAGAUUAGAGGAGCUAUAUAAAGAUGACCAAAACUUUGCGUUAAAUAUUAGCCAAAUUAGAGAAAUAGCGCAUCUUGCUCUUCUUACGCUUUCUAAAUAUACAGUAGAACUUCUUUUAGUAACUCAUCCAGAUUCAUUUACAAUAGAAGCAUUUGAAUCAAUCUUUUCCAACAAUUACUCAGAAUUAAAAUAUGGCUCUCAGCCUGGGCAUGGCCUCCGGCCAUGCAGUUUCGAGCACAUAUUUUAAUUAUAUUCGGCAAGGUUUUUGCCAUUAUGGAAAUCAACAACAAUGCUAGGUAAGCGAUUCUGCAGGGCAGAGUCUGGCCCAUGCUCAACCACUGGGAUGGAUUUUACCUCGUGGGAAAGGAAGGCAUGGUGGUUUGAAAAGGGAAAGCUCAGCAAAGUCCUCUGAACCAUUCGAGCAACUUCCUAGCAUGAAACUGGGCGUACGUCCCAGGUCUCCCUUUUUGCCGAGAGUCAGCCAGAAAAAUCCAUUUUUUGGAUUUAUUGAGCAAGCAGCUCACGCUCUCAAGCGAAGUAGCUCAGUCAUGAGCCGUCAAAGUCAGUGACAUCGCUCGGAAGUGAGCUCUGGUAAAACAAAGCAGAUCGAACCCAGAGGCCUGUGGGCCAACGCGUGGAAGAGUGGUGGUGAGCCUGGGAACGCCUACCCCGUAGGGGAGUUAAACAUGAUAUAAUUUAAGUAAAUAAGCAACAAUUACUCAGGGCUUGAUAUAUGGGCUUUAACAUUUUUAAAUCAUUGAAAUUCAAUUGAUAUAUUAGACAUAGAAAAGCUUUUAAGCAAACUCAAAACGAAUAUCUCUGGUGAAAAAAUAAUUCCUCUUCUCUUAGAAUUUGGACAAAGAAAACUAAUAAGAAAAAUAUUUUUAAGUGAAUUUCAUCAUAAUAUUGACAUUAUUCCUGAAAGAAUAAUUGCAUGUAAAUGGUAUAACAUCCCAAUCUCCUUAAAGCUUUCCUUGGAAAUUUUAAAUCUCAGAAACGAGACAAAUAAGCUAUUUAGUGAGCUUAGUUUAACCUUAUUAAAUGAAGAAGUCCCAGCUAGCUUUGAAAAUACACUCGAUGCUUAUAAUGAUAUUUAUUAUGCAAAAAGAGGGAGAGAAGUUAUUAUAAAGGAAAUAGAAAAAGUUAAUAUAAAUAUAAACGUCGAUCAGCUAGAUUCAGGCUUUAAACAAUUUUUAUCAUAUAUUGAUAAACGAUAUCAAAAAAUUCUCAUAAAAGUGACGAUGGACUAUCAGAGUCUUCCUAAAAACAUCUAUCCUUUAAUCAUGAGAGCAUUGAGAAUUUCAGUUUUUCAUGGACUCUAUAAUGUUGAAUUAUUUUCAAAUGAUAGCUACGAAGACGGUGUUUUUAGAGAAAGUUCAUCAUGAUCACUUAUAAAUUUUUUGAUUGAAAUAAAUGAAUUGAUAGAUAAUUCUGAUGCCGAAUUAUCUCUCGUCUAUGUAGAUUACUCAGAAUUUGAGUAUCUGGAGCCAAGCCACAAUAAGCUGUUUUUCACAUUUAAAGAUAGCUCAAUGGUAACUUGUCCGCAAAAAUGCCUCUUGUAUAAGAACUUGAAAUACAAAACCUUGGCUUGAAAGUCUAUCAAUUUUUUGCGGGGCUUUUAUGACUUGAAAGGAAUGAUUAAGUUUGAUAUAGACUCACUGAUCAAUGAAAUCAUAACACCUUUGUCAGCUUUAAAACGUCGCCCGGAUAUCAUAAAUAUGAGAAAGUUAUUUGGAAAUAGCUCAUUGGCGUACUGAAUCGCAAAUCUAAUAGCACUUCUUGAUAUUCAUUCUGGUAUUAUUGAAAAUAUAGAAACAGUGUUAAUUUUUUAUAUUAUCUAUAGCCCGUUUAGCGUCUACUACCAGGCUGCUCGGCCACAGCUACCCCCAACAUCGCUUUGGGGUGAAUUUUUCGCCAUUUUCCUCAGAGCCCGCAAAAGGUGUGGCACCUCCGGCUUUGAUCUCAAGUGAGGACUCCAAUCUUGAAGUUUAUGCUUAAAAGACUAUUCUUUGAGCUCAGUCCAUUUACUUGAUUGAGAUCGAUACCCUAAAGGUCCCAGUUUCCAACGCCUAGGCUAAGGGGUGCCCUUUCUGGAAAACACCAUUCCCUAAGGUCAGGAUUCAGUAGGAAAAACUCUCAGCCUUUGCUUCCCUGACAUAGCUGGGAUAAUUUAACCAGGGAAAACCCAAACCCUCAUAACUAAAAUAUUAUCGAGAUGGAAUUUCUAUUGGGAGAGUUUCGCCAUAAUUUAAUUAUUUAACAGUGCUAAUUACUUUUACAAAAAAAUAUGCUAAUUAUGGGAAAGGAUUAGGAUUAUUAAAAGAUUAGUAUCUCCUUGUUAACUUCAUAACUAAGGAUGCUCAGUAUAUCCAGGGCGUCUUUUGGCUAUACCCAUAGAUUUAUUUCCUGUUCGUUUUGGCUAUAUACCGCGAUAUUGCCCAAAACUUUGAAUAGAUCCGGAAAAUAGCAGCCAGCGGAGUCGCAUUUUAUUUAUAUGCUAAUUAUGAUAUAGCUUCUUGUGAAAUUUUAAUUAUUAUUCUAACAAUACAAAUUUUUUUGUUUAUUAAUAUCAUAUAUCUUUGCAUUCCAAAUGAAAUUUCCCAAUAUGAAGCCAUAAGUAAUUAAUGCAACACUCCAUAAUUCUAAUAUGUCUGGAAUUGAUAGAAUUAUAGUUACAAAUGGUAUUAGUUUUGAAAAAAGAUCCGAAUGCCUAAUAGUUACUUUUGAAAUGCUGAUACAUAAUCUUUCCAAACAAUUUGUUAAAAUCUCAGACUGCCCACGUGCUUUUGAAGAGAUAAGAGUGAUAUUUUUGACGUCGCUUAUGACAAGCCCUCAAUUAAUUAAAGAAUUCAUAAAUCUUUCUGCAUUUGUUGACUAUCAAGAGAAUUUGAAAAAUAAGGAGAAGCCAAACAUUAUUCUUGAAUGAAAUUUACAAAACUUUGAGGGAAUAAUUGAGAGAUUUAUUAACAUAUUAUAUAGUGACGAUCAAAAUUUAGCUACAAAAGUGGGCUUAUUAAAGAAUUUGGAAUGGAUUGGAAAACAGAUUCAUAGUAAUUCAGUGCUUAUAAAUGUUAGCAAUUUAUUGUCAUCAGCAAUAAAUUAUAAUGAAAAGCAAGCUGAUUUACUUUCCAACGAUUCUACCUUUAUUCUAGGCUCUAAAAUAAAUGGACCUGAAGUUAGCUCAAUAAAAUGCCUAUUUGAAGAAAUAAAGAAAAAAUACCUUUUAAACAUUCCUCCAUCAAAGAUUCCUGAAAUUUGCAAAAAAAAUGAUAUAUUACUCAUUAAUUGUUCAGAAGUUAUUACCAUUUCAGAAAUAUUACGUGGAUAUAUUCAUGGAAAUAAUAACAGCUAUUUUAUAUGCUCAAUAAGACAAGUAUUUAAAGUUUUGCCAACAUUCCCUACAGUCAAAGAUCUAGCCUAUUCAAUUGGAUCUUUGCUGUAUUGUGCUGCAGAUGGGUCAAUUCUAUAUGAUAAGCAAAACCAUUACCCUAACUUUGAAAAUUCAUUAACCGAUCUUGAAGAUUUAUGCGAAGUCAAUUUUUCUGAAUUAUUAAGCACAGUUCCUCGAGUUAUUUCCUUUGGGUGUUUAGAUGAUGAUUUUUCCAACAUAAAUUUAAAGCUGUCAAAAGAUUUAUUUGUAUCUCCUAUUUUAAAUAAGCCAAAAUAUUCAAUUAAAUCGCAUAUACUUGGAUCUCGAGAGUAUAAAGAUUUAAUAGGUGAGUUAUAUAGACAUUUUGAUAUUUUAAGGAAAAAAGCAGAAUUACCAUCAUGGAUAAUGCCAAUUUAUGUAGAUUUUCAAGAAGCAAAUAAUAAUGAAUCUUUAUCACAAGAUAAGUUAAAUGCUGAUGCAAUUUUUUAUCUGCUUUCUGCAACUUUGAAUGAAUUAUUAAAGAGCAUGACUGAUAUUAUUUCUUAUGAAGACAUUUCUUUCAGUUUUUAUAGUUUUGAGCCUAAGUUACUAUGAAUUAAGAACCCAAUAAGCCAUCAACUUGCCAAGUUAUUUAGCCAAAGUAUAACAGAGGUUUCCCUAAUUUUCACAAAUGGUGAUGAUAGAGUUUGCAUUGAAAAUAAAAAAUUAGCUAUUUAUAUCCCAAUAACCAAGCAGUUAAAAAAUUGUGAUCAAAAUCUAAUAAAAGAUACUAUUAUAGCUUCACUUAUAGAAGGAGCAAUGAAAAAUAUCCCAAGAAAUAUUAUUUUGCAAGAAUCUCCAUCGAAAUUGCCAGCCUUGCUACUUCUAUCACAAAUUGAUCGCAUUUAUAAUCAAUUCCACAUCCUAUCGUAUUCAAUAUUAAAUUUAGACUUUGAAAUUGUGAUAAGAACAUAUAAUAAAGAUAAGUUUUCUGAAUCGUUUCAAUACUCAAUAGCUGAUAAGAUGAAAAUAGAGCUCACGUCUUCAAAAAAUAUUAAAAUUCCCUCAAUUAUUGAAAUUUCUGAAGAAAUUAGACGACAAAGAAAAUUACCAAUGGUAAACUUUAAGCUAAUCCCUAUAGAUAAUGAUUCAAUUUUAUUUGCAGCUGGAAGAAAAGUAAGGUAUAUAAACCAAUUUCAGAGCAUUGAUAAUUUAGAAGCGAAAGUAGUUAAUCUAACUCCCCCACCAUUAGCAAGCAAAACCAUUAAAAAAGUCCCUACUUUUGGAGAAAAAUUCAAUUUGCAAGAAAAAAUAUUCUUUUAAUAUAUAAUUAAUAAUUAUUACAAUGAAAUCUCUUCUAUUUAAUUUUAUUAUAAAUUUUGAGGUUUAUAUAAUUUUAAAAAUUUAAUCCCCUAAGCGAGCGAGUAAAUUUUUGAGCUCCCUUAAGGAGAGAGUAAGAACCCUGAAAACCCUAUCAAUUGAUUUGAUACAAGAAAGCAAUUUUGUAUAUAUCAAUGACUUGGUAUUUGAGAAUGCUUGGGUUUUAAUAAUUUUCGAGCAUAAAGGCCUUCCUAUUGGAUUUAAGAUAUUCUAUUUCAUGAUAAAUUGGUGGCCUUGAUAGAUAAUAUUUAAGAUAAAAUAAAAUAUUUUAAAAUGAAAAUUCAUUGAAAACCUAUAUAGUAGCUGUCGGACCAAACAUGCCUAAAUGUUUAUCGAAAUUUUAUAGCCUUGAAAAAAGAAAAUCAAAUGAAUUUGGAAUUAUUAUACUUGAUACUGCAAAAACUCUUAAUCCAUCAAUAUUUCCUUCAGUAUAUCCAAGCAAUCCAUUAUCAGAAAAUGUAAUAUUCCUUAAGAAAAACUAUAUCAUUUCUGGUGGUCUUUUAAUGGAUGCUCUCUCGCCAUCCUCUAAUUUCCCAGCCGUUUCAUUUAAAAGCACUAAAAUUUAUGAUGUUACUCUUUUAAACCUCAAGCUUAAAAGCAAAGGUAAAAUGACUGUUUAUUUUAAAUCUUCAAGCCAAAGCACUAUUAAACCCGCUUUAGAUCUUUGUUUGAAUUCUCAAGAAUUAUUAGAAAAUUAUCAAUUACAACUGUUUUCAGAUAGCAAAAGCUAUAUUCUUGAGAAUUUUUAUUGCAACUUAACUCUCCAAACCAAAGAAAUUUCAAAAGAAACUGACUUUUGAAUAUCGUGCAUCAAUGAAUAUUUUUCAGGUGUUUUAGAUUGGUACGAGAAGCCAUAUAUCAUUAUCGAAAUCAUUAGAAAAUUUACAGGCACAACCUGGGACAAUUGAUAUAAAAAAAAAUAUUGCCAAACAAUAUACUUCAUUGCAAAAUUUUAUCUUUAUUCAAAUCGAGAGUCAAAUAAAAUAAUCCCUAAAGCAUGAAAGGAAUUUUAUAUAGCUACAAAAGAUAUAAUAGAAAAUUUGCCGUCUCUUAAAGAUUGGAUAAAUUAUUUUUUUGAAUUGGAAAACUGCAAAGGUUUGGAAGACAAAGAAAAAAUUACAAAUAGAUUUGAUACAGUGAAAGAGGAGCUUAAAAAAAUAGAAAAAAAAUUCUCUGAUGAUUAUAAGAAAUUAAUAGCUGAAUAA
This is a messenger RNA of Blepharisma stoltei, 12503 nucleotides long. The record is from the annotation of a GenBank genome assembly. NCBI's taxonomy places the organism in Eukaryota, Ciliophora, Heterotrichea, Heterotrichida, Blepharismidae.